AUGCACUCAACAACAGCCUGGCUUCACCCAUGCACUCAACAACAGCCUGGCUUCAUCCCAUGCACUCAACAACAGCCUGGCUUCACCCAUGCACUCAACAACAGCCUGGCUUCACCCAUGCACUCAACAACAGUCUGGCUUCACCCAUGCACUCAACAACAGUCUGGCUUCAUCCCAUGCACUCAACAGCCUGGCUUCAUCCCAUGCACUCAACAACAGUCUGGCUUCACCCAUGCACUCAACAACAGUCUGGCUUCAUCCCAUGCACUCAACAACAGCUUGGCUUCAUCCCAUGCACUCAACAACAGCCUGGUUUCAUCCCAUGCACUCAACAACAGCCUGGUUUCAUCCCAUGCACUCAACAACAGCCUGGCUUCAUCCCAUGCACUCAACAACAGCCUGGCUUCAUCCCAUGCACUCAACAACAGUCUGGCUUCAUCCCAUGCACUCAACAACAGUCUGGCUUCAUUCCAUGCACUCAACAACAGCUUGGCUUCAUCCCAUGCACUCAACAACAGCCUGGCUUCAUUCCAUGCACUCAACAACAGCCUGGCUUCAUCCCAUGCACUCAACAACAGUCUGGCUUCAUCCCAUGCACUCAACAACAGCCUGGCUUCAUCCCAUGCACUCAACAACAGCCUGGCUUCACCCAUGCACUCAACAACAGCCUGGCUUCACCCCAUGCACUCAACAACAGUCUGGCUUCACCCAUGCACUCAACAACAGUCUGGCUUCACCCAUGCACUCAACAACAGUCUGGCUUCACCCAUGCACUCAACAACAGUCUGGCUUCACACAUGCACUCAACAACAGUCUGGCUUCACACAUGCACUCAACAACAGUCUGGCUUCACCCCAUGCACUCAACAACAGUCUAGCUUCACCCCAUGCACUCAACAACAGUCUAGCUUCACCCCAUGCACUCAACAACAGUCUAGCUUCACCCCAUGCACUCAACAACAGUCUAGCUUCACCCCAUGCACUCAACAACAGCCUGGCUUCACCCAUGCACUCAACAACAGUCUAG
Procambarus clarkii (red swamp crayfish) is the source of this 1026-nucleotide messenger RNA. NCBI's taxonomy places the organism in Eukaryota, Metazoa, Arthropoda, Malacostraca, Decapoda, Cambaridae. The record is from RefSeq and is a predicted model, not a curated record.